CAAAAUUACAACAACUUCAUGUUCACCUAACUCUUGCAGAUCGGAUAUGUCUUUUCAUCUUUCUCCUGGUUGAGUAGAAUAUGGCAGAUUUUCACAUAACAAUACGAAGGAAGGGAUAAUAGAUCCGCAAAUAUGCCACCUCAACGCGGCGAUCUCUCAGUCCUCCUGCUCGUCAUCAUAGUCCUCUGGUGGUUCAAUUCCAAUGACACCAGUCUCCCCUCGGAUUUCGGGAAUCCGCGGAAGUACGUAGAAGAACAAUUGGCGCAUAACAGGCAUGUGUUUGGGGUGUUAAAUACGACGAGUUAUGGGGAUUUUGCGCCGAGGAACUCGGAGGAUGCGAGAUAUCUAAAUUUGACUGGGUUCAAAGCGAAGGAUGGCUAUAGAUGGGAGAGAUUGGAUGCGUUCAGGAAGAGGAGUGAUGAAUUGAGGAAAUGGGCGAGAGGGGUGCAGAACGAAUCGAAGUUUAAUGGAGAAGGUGAGCGGGGCUUGGAGGGCAGGAUCUAUACAAAUGUGACGGGAGUGGUGAGGGGAGGCUGGGCCAGAUAUAUGGACGGUUUGGUGGAGGGGAAGGAGAGGACGAGCAGGCUUAAUUUGAGUGUUAUUGCGCCGGGCGUACAAUGGGCCUUCAAGGAUCAGGAGUUAUGGGGGAAAAAUGUGACGGGUAUGGAAGGGAAAGUUAUGUUGACGUUGGAUGAGGUUGCUGUGGAGGACAUGAUUGUACAUGGAGCUAAAGAGAAUUUCUCUGAAGGCGAAAGUUCGGCGGAUGCUGGGGAAGAGACACCAAAGGAAGAAGCAAAGGUUGAGAAAAGAGAUAUAUCUGAUGGGAUCGAAAGGGUUGAUCUUGGAAUUGGCGCAACUUCGAAUACGGGUAUACUUGUAAGAGAAGUCAAAGCCUCGUUAACAGUUCAAGAUGAGAGCAGUAGUGGAGAUGGAUAUGAAAUGAGGAUGCAUGGUGUACAUUGGCCAAACGAAGGGGGAGUUCUUUUAACAACUACGAGCGAUAAAUUUGCAGGGGCUUUUGCCCUUCCUCAUUUCACAACGGACGAGGAUCAUUUCAAGAGCAGUGCGGAGGUUAUGAAAAAGAUUUUAGGUGCCAGAUUACAAAAGCUUGAGGAAUCUGCUAAAGAAAAUCCGAGGAGUCUUCUGGAGCAAAAUUCAGGCCAAAUUGAUGGCUUGCCAACACCUCAUUGCGAAUAUAUCUUGUUUGCUCAAGUACAACCUUUGAAAUUUAAUGGUCUCGAAUAUGAAGACAGAUCACCCAAAUCUCAAAAAUUCGUCCAGGAGCUCGAAGAAGAACUCCGAUUCCCAACUGGUGCUCCUACUCCUAAGCCGCCCAAGUUGCAACUAUCGACAAUAAUUUUCUCGCCUGAUUGUGGAUUUAUGCUUGAAUCGAAAGGGCCGCCAAAGUUUGCACCUCUUGAUGGAGAACAUCUAGUUGGCAUGAAGCAGGAGGUUUGGUUAGAGAGUAUUCGUUCUUGGUUAACGAUACUUGCGGUAGUAGCUCUUUGCCAGGCUCUAAUCCUGAAGGAUCAAUGUAAGGAGGCUUCUACACCAUCAACCGUAGGGCGUGUUAGUAUUCACACCGUUGGUAUGAUGCUUCUAGCAGAUGGAUUGUUAUUUUUCACGAUGUCGUUGACGAGCGCUAUAUUAUCCAGUAUCUUCCCAUCUGCAUUAUUAUCAUCAUUUGCAGGCUUGAUGUCAGUAGCACUUGGAGUUCGCUUUAUGGUAAAUAUUUAUGGCGUCCAGGAACCGGAAAGAUUGGAGCGGGAACGGGCACAAACAGCUGUAUCACAAGCCCCACAAGCCAGAAAUUCACCCCCGACUGGACGAUCAGCUCCAGUUAUUACCGCGACUGGUGUAGAUACAUUGCCUACAACUGCCGCAUCUUCAGCUCAAAAUGCAUCCCAGAAUAUAUCCCAAAAUGUUCCCAUUAUUGUCCCUUCGGAUCAAGACGUCGACGCCGAAAUAGCCGAAAACAUCAACGCGACAUUCGUACCGCCUCGUGCAACAGGGGCACAAGCCACCGUCCAAGAAUCCAGAGUAACUUCAGAUAUCACUCCCUAUUACGGCCAAUUCAUUCUUCUCCUCACGUUUAUCCUCCUGCUUUCCAUUGCCUCCGUCACCUGGCCUGUCUCCCUUCGCACAGCCUAUGUUUACCUACUCUCCUUCAUUUACAUGUCUCUCUGGAUUCCACAAAUCAAACGCAACAUCACGCGUAAUUGCCGGAAAGCUCUUCUUUGGCGUUUCGUCAUCGCACAGAGUUUGCUAAGGUUAUCUCCAUUUGCUUACUUUUUUUUGUAUGAAGACAAUUUCAUGUUUAGCGAGACCGACUGGACUGGGAUGAUGAUUUUAGCAGGAUGGGUUUGGUGUCAGCUUGUGCUGUUAUAUAGUCAGGAGGUCCUUGGACCUAGAUGGGCGAUUCCAAAACGCUUCGGAUGGUAUAAAGAGGGAUGGGAUUAUCACCCUGUGUUACGAGAAGACAAUGUCGAGUCAGGAGGUUUACCAAUCGGUCUUGUAAAAGUACCCUUGAAUUCUCCUACAACUUCAGGCUUUGAAGAAACCGAUAUGAGCACGGAGAGUGAGAGGGAUAAUACCAAAUCGGGGAUUCGUACAGUAGAUUGCGCGAUUUGUAUGCAAAUCCUUGAGGUUCCUGUCGUGGGACAUGGCGAAGAUGAGGGUGUAUCGAAGGGAGUCAUGGGGGCGUGGGAUAGGAGGAGUUAUAUGGUCACGCCUUGUAGACAUGUUUUUCAUACACAGUGUUUGGUGGGUUGGAUGAAAUAUCGCUUGCAGUGUCCGAUUUGUAGGGAAGGUUUACCGCCUUUGUGAGGGAUAUAAGUAGGUACCUAGAUAUGAAUAUGUGAAAAGUAAAAGUGCUAGCAACGAUAUAUAUUGGACAAGAAUAUAGCUCAUAUUGUAUAACAAGAUAGCAAGGAACUAUACUAUUGAACAUAUAUUUAUUAUAUCAUAAUAUCAAUCAUCAACUUGA
Sclerotinia trifoliorum is the source of this 2986-nucleotide messenger RNA. Lineage: Eukaryota; Fungi; Ascomycota; Leotiomycetes; Helotiales; Sclerotiniaceae. The record is from the annotation of a GenBank genome assembly.